UUUUUUUUGUUAUGUCAGUCUUUUUUUGAUCAUGUGUUACACCAGUGGCUUUUUUUUAUUUUAUAUAUACACUCUCCCUUCUUCUCUCUCUCUCUCUCCCCCCUAUUUUAGAUUCCACGCUCCCCCCAGAAAAAAAGAAAUUCAACCUUUAAAAAGGGCUGAGCUUUUGUACAAAUCCUAUUUGUGUCAUCUUUUUUCUUUUUUUUUCCCUUUUCCCUUUUAUAAUAUUUUCAAUAUUAUAGUACACCUUUUUUUUUUCUUUCUUUCUUUUCUUUCUUUCUUUUAUUACUUUAACAUAUAUUCUUGUUUAUAUAUAUAUUUAUAUGAACUAACUGAUAACUAUUCUUAUAUAUACAUUAUCUCCCUCUCUCUUAAACAUAACAUAACAUUUAUUCCCUUUUUUUUCACAUUUCUCCUUUUUUUUUUUUGACAUCUUUGCCCACUUGAUUUCAAUUGAUACAUCAGAAUACAGAAUAUCAAUACUAUUUAUUCAACAAACCAACAACCAUUAUGACUGCUGAAGGAAAAGUAAGUUUAUUUUAUUAAACUGCGCAUUUUUAGU
Messenger RNA from Halteromyces radiatus, 562 nucleotides. RefSeq lists its product as uncharacterized. The record is from RefSeq and is a predicted model, not a curated record. NCBI's taxonomy places the organism in Eukaryota, Fungi, Mucoromycota, Mucoromycetes, Mucorales, Cunninghamellaceae. The transcript is spliced from 2 exons. The coding region runs from base 32 to 430 and encodes 132 amino acids.